Lates calcarifer (barramundi perch) is the source of this 5642-nucleotide messenger RNA. RefSeq names its product UDP-GlcNAc:betaGal beta-1,3-N-acetylglucosaminyltransferase 2b (gene b3gnt2b). The transcript is spliced from 4 exons. NCBI's taxonomy places the organism in Eukaryota, Metazoa, Chordata, Actinopteri, Centropomidae. Gene Ontology annotation, molecular function: hexosyltransferase activity. Gene Ontology annotation, cellular component: membrane. The record is from RefSeq and is a predicted model, not a curated record. The coding region runs from base 578 to 1771 and encodes 397 amino acids.
GAGGGAGAGAGAGAGAGAGAGAGAGGAGGUGCUCCGCCCAGCUCACGCGUCACCCGUCUCCGACACCGGGUGAAAGAAGUACACGGCGCUUUUUAAACAGCAGUCUUCAGUCGUCGGCACAGAAGAAACAAGAGCGACUGAAGUGGUGAAAAGACGACGUUUAGCCGCCGAAAAAGUCGCAUGGAUUUAUUUUACUUCUCCGCGAAUGUUGAGGUGACUCUGGGCUGACGAGGGACGGCUGAAAACAAGAGGGAGUUCACCAAGCCCUGGAGGAGUUUUCUGUCAGGACGUUAGAGGAGUAACUACGUCCAUAUCACGGGCGACCAUCUAACCGUUGACUCAAGUAACCCACCCUGUUCAGCCCUCCUCUGCUCCCCUCCCCCUCAGUUCCCUUUCAUUCUUUGCCCCUUUUCCCCACUGGUUCCUCUGCCACAGAGGGCGGAGCAAAGUAUGGGGUAAGAGAACUGAGAGGAGACGCAAAGACACAACAAGCUGAGGAGGCCCACCCACCUGCACAGCUAUCUAAAGAAAGGAAGAUGAUUUUCAAAAAAUGUGGUGACGGUUGCAGGACGCUGUCAUGGCGAUGCAGCGGAGAAGGCUGAAGCUUGUGGUGACAGUGAUGAUGAUCAACCUCUUCAUCUUCAUCCUCAUUUUCCGACACAGCAGUCAAGACAAAAAUGGUCAUCACAAGGUCCGAAUCCCCUCCGGACCCUUCUGGACCAAACUGGCUCCCAACGUGGCUUACUGGAACCUCCAACAGCAGAUUCUUGACCUUCAGAACAAUCCCAUCCUGAUGGCUAACUACAGCGCCACAGCCGUGCCUGAGUGGUUUACCGACACCAGUUUGACCUCUGAUCCCUGUGAGCGUAAUCUCAGGGUUAAAACUCAGGUGAAAGACUACAACUCCCUACCAGACCGCUUCAAGGACUUCCUGCUUUACAUGCAUUGCCGUUCCUACCCGAUAGUGAUGGACCAGCUCGAUAUCUGUAAGGAGCAGCCGUUCCUGCUUCUGGCUGUCAAAUCCCAGGUAUCACAUUUCGACCGCCGCCAGGCCAUUCGUCAGUCCUGGGGAAAGGCGGGUGUUAUAGCCAAUCAGACGGUGGUUACUGUCUUCCUUCUCGGCAAUGCCACAGCUUGGGACCACCACCCAGAUCUAUCCAACAGCCUGCGUGAUGAGAGCGCCCGCCAUCAAGACAUCAUCCAGUGGGAUUACCGUGAUUCAUUCUUCAACCUGACUGUCAAAGAAGUUUUGUUCCUGGAAUGGAUCCAGACUCAUUGCCCCGAUGCUCACUUCAUCUUCAAAGGCGACGACGAUGUCUUUGUCAACACCUACCGCAUCCUGGACUUCCUCAAGGGCCUCUCAGAGCCCAAAGCCAGGGACUUAUUUGUUGGUGACGUGAUCACUGACGCGGGGCCACACCGAGACAAGAAGGUCAAAUACUUCAUCCCAGAGAGCAUGUAUGUCGGGAAGUACCCUCCGUACGCAGGAGGUGGUGGGUACCUUUACUCUGGUGACAUUGCUGCUCGUCUGCACGGUGUGUCACAACAAGUCCCGCUUUACCCGAUAGAUGAUGUCUACACAGGUAUGUGUCUUAGGAAGCUAGGACUGGCCCCCGAGAAGCACAAAGGCUUCAGGACAUUUGACAUAGAGGAGAAGUACAGGUCAAACCCCUGCGCCUAUAAGAGUUUAAUGCUUGUUCACCCGAGGACCCCGCAGCAGAUGAUCCAGAUCUGGAACUGGCUCAGUAGCCCUGAUCUCAACUGCCAGUGAUGGCUCCACAGCAACCAGUUUGGGACUGACUGAAAUGACCCCAGAGAAGAAGACAUUUUGGGGUUGCUCCCAGAAGGUCAAAUUGAUAAAUAUUUUAUCUUGAGCAGGGUCAUGGCUUAAAAGUUGGCAGCUUUAAGUUAAGAUAUAAUUAUAAUGGUCACGUGGAGCCUCAGCUUGGUGCAACUGAUGCAUUAUACCUCUAAAAAUCAGGAUGGAUGUGUUGUUAGCUCCAUUUUUCAAAAAUGACCACCAUAGUAUUUAGACUUGAUGUCAGACUUCCAUAGACAGGCUAACCCUGCUUUACUGUGUCAAAUGAGCUUGUGACCAUGUCUUUCAUUGCGUGCACAUAUUUAUAUCACAACUAUUUAUAUGGCCUUUAAAAUGCUUUAACACUGUGUGUCAGCUCCAUAAUGGAGCAUCUCAAUGCUGUAUUAUAUAGAUAAGGAGAAUAAGACCGGGGAUGUGUCCACCUGGGAACUCUUCUUUGUUGUUCGAUCAAGGGACAAGACACUGACUGUCAUGUUUUCAGCGCGAGUGUCUAAAUAUUUCAGACAUACAUAAAAGAGUGAGUUCUUGGUAAAAACCAGUGGUUCCCACAUGCAGCAGGUUAUUGCUGCUAGCUUUAAAAGAGCUUCCUGGUGAACACUUCCUGGUAAUUGUUGCUGGAGGCUUAGUUUGUGCUGCUAUUUCCAUCCACACUCCCUAAAGUAUUUACUUGUGACUCGCUCCAACUCAAACUCAACCAGUUCCUCCAAACCACCUGAGGAAACUCUCUCGUCUUCGCUGUUUGUGUUUUACUUUACAAACCAUUCAUUCAUUCUUGAAAAGGACAUAGGUUUUACUUUAAAUUCAUCAUUCAGUUUCUCAAAAAUCCACAGGUUUCACUCUUUAUUAAUGAUAGUUUUUCUGAUUACCAUAAUUUGUGCUGUUUGACAUUUUUAACCAAUAGAAACAUCAUGUUACAACAAAGGUUCAAAUCAUUAGGUUUGAAACAGGGAGUUUGGUGGAGUGAAUACACACUUUGUUUUCAGGAAAUAAGGGGAAAGGAGCCCAGCUCUGUACAGCUCAGCAGGUCUGGGCCUGGCUUGAUAUGGAUGGAGAAAUCUAAAUGCUGUCUAAUUCUGCUUGAGGUUCUCACCUUAUAUAAACCAGAAAAACCGCUCAUAUAAAUCCUAAGUGCAUUUCCAGAGCUAUACACAUUUCUGGCUGCAAGAGUAGAGGUUCUAUAUGAAAUGCUCAGUAUAUCUUGCUUCAUGAGUUGUUGUGUGAAAGUGUUGAAUAUUUGUUAAAUAUUGCUUUACUGUGAUGUCAGUGAAUCAGAGUCAGUAAUGCUUUAAAACACAGGUGGAACAUGGUAGAACAUCAUGUCUAAGCUACUUACGCUUCUGUUACUUGACAAAUUGGCUCUGCAAUGUUCACUGAUCAUUUUGAAGGCUUCAUUUCAAAAUGUUACAUAUCUAUUUUUGAGGAAAGAAAAAUCUUAUUGUCUUUGCUCACCAUUUUAGGAUACAGCCAAUUAUUAAUUAUUCCUCUAAAAAGUUGAAGUUAAGUCGUUAAGAACUCAUACUUUAUAGCUCCAGAUAUAUUUAGUAAUUUGUUAAAUCUUUCCUGGAAUUGUUUUCUGGUGAAGGUUUUAAAAUGGUGGGUAACUCAUUUGGGAAUUAAAGUAUUUGAAGGUUACUGCUCAGCUCACUACUGUAUGGCUUUAGCACAAAUGCUGUCUUUUACUUGCUUUACGAGAAAGGUGCUGCACAUAUUUACUUUGCAUCUAUGUUACAUAAUAUUCCUUUCCAGUUGUAUGUGAGACACAGUCAGACAUUUGACACAUAUUGAGAGUUUCUCAGAUGCACCUUUGUGAUAUGACAUGUCUCAGAGAGAUGACGAAUGACUACAGAGAGGGAGAGGAGAUGAGGAGAUCUUUGUUUCUCCCUGAGCCUGCGCGAAAAAGUCAGAGAAGUGAGUUGCAUGAAUCUGCUCUGUACCCAGGUUUAGGGUCAGUCCACUUCAGUCCAUUUCACUGAUUUCAGUUCAAGAAGUGGAUUUUCUUCAGUAUUCACACUUAGAAUGUCACUGAACCUGAUCCAUGAAGUCUCUGUAAAUAAGUGGCAUUAAUAUUGGUUUCAGUCACGUGUUUAGAUUGACCCUGAACCAUGUUGUUACACUUGAGAUGUGAGAGAAGGUGGCCUAUGGUCCUAUGCUUCUGUUAGAGCUCCCCCUGCUGGUCAGGAUGGUGAACUUUAGCUUGUAAGACUCAGCUUUAUACAGACACUGGCAACUUCAUGACCCAGAACUGUAGUUAGUAACCUAAUUUAUUUUUUUCAUGUUUUCACCAUCUGUCCAUUAUCUUGGUCUUUGAGUCUUCACGUCCCCCAUAUUAGGAGCUUAUCUGUCUGUUUUACUGUUUUGUGUCACUGUAGUUUGACAGUUGUAACUACGUGUUGAGAUUACCUUUAGCCUGCAUUGGUGUCAGAUAGCUGGUUUGCCACACACACACACACACAAAAUAAAUAAGUAAGGACAAUCACAAUUAUGUUCUUUAAAUUUUGUAAGUGUUUUUUUUUUUCUUUUGGAUUACCAACCUACUGGACACUAUUUUUAAUUACCCACAUGUGGUAAAAAAUCUAUCUAUCUCCAUGUAGGAUAAAUCAAACACUAAAAAGGAGACCAAAUAGGAGCCAAGGACCGAGUGGACCUUGUUUCAUUCUUCUAAAAUAUUUAAGUCAACUUAUAUCACCUGUUCUCUUGUUCUCUGGGUCAUGUGUCCUCAACAUCUUCACUGUAGUCUCUCACCACUCACAUACCAAUAAUAAGUUACAUUCUAUCCUCACUGCACACAUUUUGUGGCUACUUGAAAUGUUUACAUGUUCUUAAAAGUCAUCAUCACUUAUUUUUAGAAUUGUUACUCCUGUCUGAUGAUUGGCUGUAGAGGUAUUUUUGCAGUUGUCCGGGCUGUUCAGCAACUUUUCUUUCUUUAUGUUGUACUGUCUGAUGUUUCUGGCUUUGUAUAUUUGAAUGUAACCUCUCACCGUCACUGUUCUUUAUCUGGUCAUUUCACUUCACUGAUGUUGUGUUUCUUCUUUUGAAGGACUUUUUCUCAUUUUCUAAGAGACAUAUAACUUAGAUGUGUGUACCAACAGUCAGUGUUUAUCUGGUCUCAGGGGCCAGGAUGUGUCAUUCUCUGGGCUCAUGUAGUUGGUGGUGUUGCUUUUAAGGCAGAACAGUCAUCCAGUGGGUAUAGAAAAACAUGCAGUGAAACACACAGAAAUGUGUUGGUGAACAAGACAGGGCAAAUUUUCCAGAAAACCGAAUAGACACCAGGGGCAAAAUAUCUAAUAAAAUGUAACAAGAUCAAUAAGAAAUUAUCAUUUGUUAAUGCACAAGUGUCUGGGAUAUUAUAUGUUCUAAAACAACUGAAUUUCACAACAACUUUGACUGGUUAAUCAUGUGUCUUGUUCAUUUAAUCAAUCAGGAUUUGGAUCAAAUAUCUGUCUGUUGUGACCCAGAAAGAAAGUUGUGAGUCAUUUUCAGAUGAAUCCUUGCUUUCAUUAACAAUUAUGUAACAUUGAUUCUUUUUUUUUCACUACAUGGCUGCAUUACCCCUCUGUUGACAUGUAUUUCAAAAACCAUGUCAUUUUUGUCAUUGUGUUAUACAACACCUGCACUAGUCAGAAAUGAUAACCAAAUCUGUGCCUGAUGUUUGUACGUACUGUAUGUAUAAAAUGAUCCUUCAACCACGUUAGGUGUGAUCGCUUUUUUUAUUACCUAGAAUGACUUGAUUAUUUGAAUAAAGUUAUAUUUUGCUGUUUUGUAUGUACUGUUCUAUGCAUUUUUAUUGGUAUAAAAACAAAUAAAUUAUGUGACGCAAGUGUAA